AUGUCGGAAGUAGACGGUCAAUUUGUAAAGCGGGGGUUGUGGACAAACCUUGAUCAAGGAAACAUCAUGGGCAAGACAAUCACCACUGAUAGCACCACUGGAAUGAUUAUAAUCGCAAUGUUGGCUGUGAUGUCGACUGUCGGGACUUCGCAUUUAUGGAGCCUCUUAUUGUUCGGCCACCACCAACUCAGGGCAAACGGCCAACCCUCUGACGGUCUUUUCUACCAGCAGCAAGCCAUAUUGCGGACACUACCUCCCCCAAGCUCAUUGAUGGCCGAGUCUACCAAGCUAUGGUGGUUUUGGCGGCGAAAAAAUGACAGAGUUCUAUCACGGUCCAUCUCCCAAUUCUUGCUGGCCACUUCUUGCACGGUAGGAUUCAUCGCGGCUAGUAUCUCAACUUCUUUUGUGAUGAAUACCUCUGACUUGGAGGUACUUGUUCGAAGUCCAUCAUGCGGUCAUCUCAACGACACAAUGACGCUCGAGGCAAGGCGGGACAGCACAACCGCCCUAUCAUCGGUCUCCACACCAUAUGCUGAAGAGUGUUAUCGUCGUCAAUCUACACCUUCAGCAAGGUGUAAGGCUUAUGUUCAUCCAAGGAUAUCGUUUAAGACUGAAAGAGUCCAUUGCCCCUUCAAUGAGACAAUGUGCGUUGAAAACAAUGACAAAGAUUUGCCCGCGGUUGCGCUUGAUUCCGGCCUCCUGGACGUUGGCACUACCUAUGGAUUGAAUCUCCCCAAAUCUGAUCACGUCAGCUACCGCAAGAGAACGACGUGCUCAGUACUGCCGCUAGCUGGCCACACGGAACUCGUAGACACUGAUGAUGUUCCUACGAACUUUUUAGGUCGGGAUGCUUACCCUGGUGAACAAGCCAUGCUUCUUUAUUAUGGGGAGCGGUACAGUUCGGUCGAGUCUGUGAACUACACAAGGGGUGUUAGUCUACUAAGUACAAAUCUUUCUUCGGGCUUUAAUGUAGUUGCUAAUGUUUUUCGUCUCGACUGGGAGCGGCAGGGAAACCAUCAAUCAAUCGUGCCACUGGAAAGCAUGCACCGAGACGAUGCAGACUUGCUGCUUGUGUUCCUGAUCGCAUCAGUUAAAUAUGUAAGGCCCGUAGAUGACCCAUGGUUCUCUGCGCACAAACAGGUCAUCGUGUAUGACCCGACAAGAGCAGCAGAUGCAACAGUAUAUCAUCCAGAUAGUCCAGUUAGAGUGCUGGGCUGCGCCGUUCAGCUAGACGCACUGCCCAUCAGCCGUAAGUUGCCGGAAUGGGAAGAGGCAAGCCUGUUGCAACAGUCUGUCCUAGACUUGUUGACGAGGACCAGUGCAGCGACGGAUAUGCAUGAUGUCACUCAACUUCGGGCUUCACAGAAAAUCAGAUAUGGUGGGAAUAUGUUUGUAGAUGUUCCGUCGGACCAGUGGGUUGAUGAAGUCGAGGGAAUGGAGUCUUAUGUGUGGGCCGCCUCGCAAGUUUCAGUAGCUGACUACGCCAUCGGCCAUGGAAUCCGUAACCCGGAUAUGGCUGAAUGGGUAGUUGCGCCUACCACUCCUGGAGACAAGAAGUUGUGCGGCUGCCUAAAGAUGCGUAAGCAAGGUGGAUUCGUUACAAGCAACAUCAACGUCUUCGGCAUGGUUUUCGUAAUCACUGUUUCUGCAAUCUUCGCUAUACUGGACAUCACACUCCUCAAAGUACUCGUCUUUCUGGACAGCUUCAGAACCAUGUUUAGCCCUCGGAUCGAUCGUUGGAUCCAGGACGGUGUUCUGCAACUGCAGCGUCGAGCCUACGAAGCUGAGGGACAGGGCACAUGGUCAAACCUCAAGCGCGAUAUUCCAUUGACCAGGGAAAAAGAAAUUCUGACAGAAUUACCUUUGCAGUCUGGCACAAAGGCACGUAUUUACACAAGUGCUUCAUCAAUGACUGUAACUUCAGUCGAGUAUCCGCUCCUGUGCAACGGCCGAUCUCAAGCUAUUACUGGAGAUUGUGCAUAA
Molecule: messenger RNA, 1983 nt
Organism: Plenodomus lingam JN3
Lineage: Eukaryota; Fungi; Ascomycota; Dothideomycetes; Pleosporales; Leptosphaeriaceae
Source: RefSeq, a predicted model, not a curated record